AUGUACAGCGAUAAUGGCACGAACUUUCGGGGUGCGGAUCGCGAGCUACAAUGCAGCUUUCGCUCGCUUAUGAACGACCCUUCCCUCAAAGAAAUCCUCGCGAAUGACGGUGUGAAAUGGCAUUUCGUGCCCCCGGUGGCACCACAUUUCGGCGGGCUUUGGGAGGCUGGCGUUAAAAGUUUUAAGCACCACCUCAAGCGGGUGAUCGGUGCUCGUACCCUGUCUCGCUCAGAAUUCGUGACUAUUUUAUGUAAGAUCGAGGCGUGCCUCUACACUCGACCGAUUUCGCCCCUCAGCGACGAUCCGUCCGACUUUACCGCGUUGACGCCUGGUCAUUUCCUCAUCGGUCGACUGCUCACCAGCGUCCCGGAGGAAUCAUUACUCGAAAUCAAUGCGAAUCGGUUGUCGCGAUGGCAACACGUGCAACUCAUGGUCGAACAGAUCUGA
Molecule: messenger RNA, 447 nt
Organism: Temnothorax curvispinosus
Lineage: Eukaryota; Metazoa; Arthropoda; Insecta; Hymenoptera; Formicidae
Exons: 1
Coding region: 1-447 (148 amino acids)
Molecular function (GO): nucleic acid binding
Source: RefSeq, a predicted model, not a curated record